AUUGGAGAAAUGCAAUAACGAGAUUAAGUUGAAGUAAGCCAAAAGAAUAACAAAUAAAUUAGGACAAGAAGCCUUUAAUGGAUGGAUUGUUGGACAUGUUUGUUAGGAAAUCAGCUAUAACGAAUACUAUGUAGUAGGUGAUAUCAAUUACAGAACCAAUAAUCAAUAGAGGACCUAGUAUAGAGGAAUAGUAAGCUUAGAUCUAGGAGAAUCAAUUCAAAUAUUUAUUAGUAUUAUUGAGUCAUUUUGCUGUUGCUUUGUUGAUGAUUGGAUUAUUAACAUUUUUCAAAUUUAGUGAAUAGAUAUAGCAAAUACCAUUUAUUAUUUGGGUUGUGCUUUUGAUGCUCUACAUCUUGUCAAUUGCAAUAGUAUAAUUUAGUGAAUCAUCAUCUCAAAAAUAACCUAAAAACGUAUUUUUGUUUGUAAAAUUAAAUAACUAUAAAAUAGGGAGUUAAUACUUUAGUGAGAUUAUUUUGGUUUAUAUAUGCAGUAGUCUUAUACCCAUAAUUGCAUCUGGAAGUUGUUAUUGGUUUACUCUUAAUCAACUUACUUGUAAUUUUACUUUGUUUCCACUUGGAUAAGUCAGAAGGUAUUAAGAACUGUUUCAUCGUUUGUGAUCAGCCAUGGAGGUACUUACUUAGUAAUUAAAUUAUUAACUAGAAUAUCAUUUGUACUUCUGUUUGAAAUUCUAUUUGUUGGGUUAUAUCUGAAUAUCUAGGAUGCAGCAACAGCAAUAAUAUGGUAUAAUAAAAUGUCAUUUAUAUAAGGAUCUUAGUACUGUUUGCUUUAUAUGCAUUCAUAUUGUUGAAUGUGCAAUUGGUGGAAUUCAGAAGACACUUGGCCAAGAAUGGAAACGUAUAUUUCUUAUCUUAAAUGUACUUUGAUGGUGACAUAGUGUUUCCAUGUUAUUUCUUAUAGCAUCAUUUAUUAUGCACUAGUGAAAGAAGUAUUUUAAGAUAAUGAUUAAUAAUAUAAAAU
Paramecium octaurelia is the source of this 978-nucleotide messenger RNA. The record is from the annotation of a GenBank genome assembly. NCBI's taxonomy places the organism in Eukaryota, Ciliophora, Oligohymenophorea, Peniculida, Parameciidae.